This is a messenger RNA of Cydia pomonella (codling moth), 1589 nucleotides long. RefSeq lists its product as uncharacterized. NCBI's taxonomy places the organism in Eukaryota, Metazoa, Arthropoda, Insecta, Lepidoptera, Tortricidae. The transcript is spliced from 8 exons. The coding region runs from base 724 to 1383 and encodes 219 amino acids. The record is from RefSeq and is a predicted model, not a curated record.
GCAAAAACGAUAUUUUUUAUUAGUUUUGUUUUUUUUUCAAUCAUCUACACUACAAUCUGUGUUAUUUGUUCGUGACGAAAAUAUUUCUUUCGCAUACAUUUUGGCAUAUUCGAGCGCGCGGCGACGCGGCGUGCGUACGUGAGCGCGUGUGACAACCAACUGACUUGCUUUUGUACCGUGAACGGGACGAGAUUCGUAGGUAUAAAUCCGAGCUCGCGCGGAGAGUUCCAUAGGCCUGGUUACAUAAACUAAUUACAGGACUAGGUAGAUAUACCUUAUCCUAUUGCAAGUACAAAGUUACAGAGCAAACUGAGCGCGUAACUACAUUUGUAUGGAGAACCGAGCUUGCUGCGGACUCUCAAAUCAUAUUUUUUUCAUUGGAAAACUUUCAAUAUCAAAAUUACUUAUUAAUUUUGUCAUGUAUGAAUAAACGUAUAAUUAUUUAGCUAAGGGUCGUGUUUGAUAUUUCCAAGACUCUUGUUUAUUCAAAGAUGACAAAAUUAAUUAAGAAAUAAAUAAUACACAAAAAUAUAUAAGGAAGUUGGGUCACACAAAAGCAACCCCGACAAAAAAGCGGCGACCCCAGGUUAUAUUUAUUAUUUAUUAUUUCCAGGUUAUUAUUUAUAUUUCGUUGGCCGUCCAAAGAGUGAACGCCAGCAGCGUGCUAGGAACAUUUACCCGGCUAUCCAAAACUCGUUUUGAAGAUCUAAAUAAAAACAAUAAAUGGCAUACAAUGGUGUUAUCGUAUUGGUGAUAAUUCUAACUUUAGUCAGUUACCAUUCAGUGACUUCGGAAGAUUGUGCACUGGCAGGGAAACUAAACAAAAAUGUCCACCCACCGAAGGAAAUCAAUGCUCGCCGAAACGCUUCGCCCAAAACGCCCAAGCCGGACGUGCUAGGUCCCGCCAUAAAGUACAAGUUUGGGAUAACUUACCCUCCGGGAGUGCGUCCUUAUAAGGGAUAUAAGCCUGAUAAAUCGACCGUAAAAACGCCCCCAACAAACUUCUUCCCCAUGGGAUCUUCUGUCUACACCAUCACGGUGUUCCCCAUUCCACAUUUGAACAUUCACAAAUACUCUCAAGGAGACAGAACGUGCGAUUGGCUCCUCAGAAGCUGUAUGAAGGUAUAUCACACCGGUUACGUUUGCGCUCACGCACUUCACGGCGCAAAAUGGACAUACAACAAUUACUGCGCAAUGGAAUUCACCAACUGCCGACUGAAGUCUAACAUUUGGCAACUGGCCUACUUCGGGAGCUGCGUGGUAUCAAGGAUGCCGGACGCCAAUGAAGACUUUGACAUCGAAGGGGACAACUUCUUAGAAGCCGCAGUUAUCAAUGAGCCUCCUUUCAACCCCUUGAUUGGGGAACAAGAAACAUUAUUUUGAAUUUAAUUCAAUUACAAAUACAUACAAAGAAAUAUUAAAUAAGUUACAACCUUACAACGGGUCACUCAUGUAUUCCGGAUCGGAACGGACGGCACGGUCGGAACGGAGUGAAAAAUGUUUCGACUUAAAAUACGUGAGUGACCCGUUGGAAAUAUUUAAUAUGUAUGCGUCUCACGGAAGUUUUGUUAUUAAAGCACAGAAAGAAA